Molecule: messenger RNA, 1712 nt
Organism: Cydia fagiglandana
Lineage: Eukaryota; Metazoa; Arthropoda; Insecta; Lepidoptera; Tortricidae
Exons: 8
Coding region: 151-1425 (424 amino acids)
Biological process (GO): detection of chemical stimulus involved in sensory perception of smell; sensory perception of smell
Cellular component (GO): plasma membrane
Molecular function (GO): odorant binding; olfactory receptor activity
Source: RefSeq, a predicted model, not a curated record
UAUUAGCGGAUUGCUAAUAAAGUAUUAUUUUAGAAAUAGGUCGGUAGGGUUAAUUAGCCACGUGUAGGUGUGCUUAAACAUGUGAAAGAAACAAAUGCUUUAAAUUUGCGGUGAACAGAGGAAGGAUUACUCAGCAUUCAUCAGUGCGUCAUGUUGCACACACAAGUUUUUUAUUCUCUGAAAAGACGAUUUGAAGACCGUGACGCAACGUCGCCCCUCGAUUUCAAGUACAUCAGCAUGCUGAGUUUCAUGUUAAGCUCCAUCGGCUGUUGGCCAUACAGGCAUUUCGGCCGGCGUCGGCUUGACUUUAUACUGUCCAUGUAUAAUAUGCUGUUGAUCUUGGUCGCCAUAGUUUUUCUCAUUUUGGGUGCAGCCUACAUCUGGUACAGGAGAGAGACGAUUUCGUUUUUCGAUGCCGGGCACGUGUUAUUGUGCAUAUUUUUGAAAUUAUUGUUUUUGCAAAGGUUAUUGAUGUCUCGGACGGCUAAAUAUCGAGAUAUAAUAAAGGAUUACUUACUAGAAUUCCACCUGUUUUACUUCAAGAAUCGGACGCUGUACGCUUCGAAGAUGCAUACGCAGAUCCACAACAUAUCAGUGAUAUUCACAUUGUACUUGGUCGGUCAGAUGAUAUGCGGUUUAACCCUGUUCAUUUUCAUGCCGUGGUACAACAACUACAACAACGGAAUGUUCGGCCCGGACCGGCCCGCCAACCGCACCUUUGAGCAAGCCGUGUACUACCACUGUUUCACCGAAGACGUGUAUACCACCAUAAAGGGUUAUUGGUUACUCUUCUUAUUCAAUCUUCCUACCUCCUAUAAUACUAUAAUUGGCGUCGUAGUAUUCGACCUUCUACUUUGUCUUAUUGUCUUUCAAAUUUGGGGGCAUCUUAAAAUUUUGAAGCACAAUUUGUCAAGCAUAACUCCGAAGGACGGCAUGUAUUCGACAGAAGAGAAUAUGAGAGUCCGAGAGAUAUUAAAGGAAAUCAUCGAACACCACAAACUAAUCAUAAAGUUUGUGGACAAGUGCUCCGACGCGUUUAGUGAGGAAUUGUUUGCAUUUUAUUUGCUGAUGCAACUCCUGACCUGCACAUUAUUGCUUGAGGUUUCCUCUCUGACGGCAGACGCGCUGGCAAAAUACGGACCGUUAACUUUCGGGAUCCAUCUACAAUUGAUUCAAGUUUCUAUACUUUUCGAAAUGAUAAGUACUAAGAGCGAGCAGCUGAUUGACGCCGUGUACGCGAUGCCGUGGCAGUGCAUGGACGCCAGCAACCGCAAGACUGUGAUGGUCCUGCUGCAGAGGGCGCAGACCCCCAUCACGCUCAAGGCCGCCAAGAUGGUACCCGUGGGCUUGAGGACCAUGGCCGCGGUCCUGAAGACAUCAUUCUCCUAUUACAUGAUGCUGAACGCCAUCGCUGGGGAGCGUUAAGGCAUCGGAUACCAGCACGCACUAAAUUUAACUUUAUUAUUUAUUUAUUUAUUUAUUGUGAAUUUAUUUAUUUAUUACCUUUAUUUACCGACGUUUCCCAGCGGACCGACCAACAGAGUUAUAAUAUAAUAUUUUGGCCUAAAAUUUCGGGGUUUACCGGAAGCUGGUGGAUUAUGAGAUUUUUUACAGUUAGAUACUUAAUAAUUUGUUAUUCUUUUAGUUUUAAGUAGGUAUCUAGUUGUAGCUUGGCUAGAUUCAAGUAAUAAUAAUUAGUUUUAGGUGUGAUA